Nymphaea colorata (pocket water lily) is the source of this 1391-nucleotide messenger RNA. RefSeq names its product pentatricopeptide repeat-containing protein At2g22070-like. The transcript has a single exon. Lineage: Eukaryota; Viridiplantae; Streptophyta; Magnoliopsida; Nymphaeales; Nymphaeaceae. The record is from RefSeq and is a predicted model, not a curated record. Bases 323 to 1261 code for a protein of 312 amino acids. Gene Ontology annotation, biological process: RNA modification. Gene Ontology annotation, molecular function: protein binding; RNA binding.
CUUUAAAUCCAACCAUGGAUCCUCUCUCUGUAUAUGAUUGCUCCGCAACACUGGCUUUUCUUUCCCUGUAAUCUAUUGAUCAUCAAAAUAAAUGUUGUCUAAAUUUAUUGGAUGCGCUCUCUCUUAGUUAGGACUCGCUUCCUUGUAUGGCUGGAUGAGAUAAAGAGACAAGGAUACUCACCAAUGGAAGUUUAUUUGCACGAACUUAUAGCGCCACAAUAUGUUUGAUAGCCAUGAAUCUCGUAUCCAAGCAGGAGGGAACGGGUGGCGCGAUGCCAAAUGCCCGCUGAUGCCUCGAACAUGAAUCCAAUCGGGUGGCGCGAUGCGUAUCGAUUCGUUCUCCGUCGACCGAUACGUCUCUCUUAUGCGCUCCUGUCUCGACACCCGGGACGUGAAGUCUGGGAAAUCCGUCCAUUCUCUGCUGGUGAAACUGAAUCUUCGCGUUGGCAUCUUCCUCUGCAAUAAUCUGAUCAACUUUUACGGCAAAAAUGGUCUUGUUGAAGAUGCACGCAGAUUGUUCGACGAAAUGCCUGAGCGGAAUAUCUCUUCGUGGAAUACCGUCAUCUCCAUGCACGCCAAAUGCGGGCAGCUUGGAGUUGCACGAAAAUUGUUCGACGGGAUGCCCGAACGAGACUCGAUCUCAUGGACAGCCAUGAUUGUAGGCAUGAAUCUUUCCGGCCUACAUGAACAUGCCAUCGGGCUUUUGCUAGAGAUGAUACGGGAGGGUGUGGUCCCUACCCAGUUCACGUUCACCAACAUCCUUGCUUCUUGUGCUGCGCUUGGUGAUUUAGAUACUGGCAGGAAGGUGCACUCCUGUGUGGCCAAGUUUGGACUGAGUGCAUAUGUCUCUGUUGCUAAUUCGCUUCUCAACAUGUAUGCCAAGUGCGGUGACCAGGAAGUUGCGCAAGCUGUGUUCAACAGUAUGCGGGUGAGGAGCAUCUCGUCAUGGAAUUCUUUGAUUUCUUUGUAUGCGCAGUCUGGUCAGAUUGAACAAGCUAGAGAGCUGUUUGAAACAAUGUCUGAUCGAGACUGUGUCUCAUGGAACUCAGUAAUUGCUGGGUACAAUCAACAAGGAUUUGACUUGCAGGCACUGGAAUUAUUUGUUCAGAUGCAAAACCAUCAUGUUAGAGCUGAUAGUUUUACAUUAACCAUUACUAUUACCGCUUGUGCCAAUCUUGAAUUCUUGAAGACAGGCACGCAGCUGCAUGCCUAUAUCAUAAAAUUCUGUUCGAUUCUUAUGGUCCCCUUAGAAAUGCCUUAAUUGCAAUGUACUCAAAGUCAGGUAGGCUAGAAAUUGCUCGUAAAAUUGCUGAUGGGACACAUGAUCUUAAUGUAAUUCCAUUGACUGCACUUAUGCACGGCUACAUCAAAUUUGGUGAAUUGCAGCUUGC